Molecule: messenger RNA, 2771 nt
Organism: Habropoda laboriosa
Lineage: Eukaryota; Metazoa; Arthropoda; Insecta; Hymenoptera; Apidae
Product: zinc finger CCHC domain-containing protein 2
Exons: 8
Coding region: 1-2586 (861 amino acids)
Molecular function (GO): nucleic acid binding; zinc ion binding
Source: RefSeq, a predicted model, not a curated record
AUGGUGUGUAAGGAGAACGUGGUAUCAUGGUUUGGGAAUCUGUCCAGUUAUAAACGCAUCGAUGUCAUGUGCACGUUAUUAAAUAUGUGCCUGCCAUUUGAAGUACGAUAUCUUGGCACUUGUGUGGAGGAUAUUGGUAAACGGGAUUAUAAUGACCUCCGUGAUACGGAACAUCAUGCAAAUGGUGCCUCUGAUCUUGUUGAGUUAACGACCUUAGGCGUGGCAGAUAAACGCACACGAAGGAAACUUGCUCUCUAUAUGGCAUUAUUACAUUCUUGUAAUUAUGCCUGUGCAGCAAUCUUGUAUAAGAAUCUAUCAAAUUUUGACUACCAAGAGAUCUCUAACCUAUUAAAUGGGACCACCUAUACACCGGAUGACCAACCUCUAGAAGAGUUGCUCUUAUUGUAUACAAUGGCUUUAAAUCAUCCAGCAUUUACAUAUGAGCAAAAAAGUGUCUUCGGUAACAUUUAUAUAAAGCUUCAGGAAGAAGAAGCUCGCUUGAAUCUCUCGAAGUCAAAUGCAUCAUACAAGCAGACACAAGGUUGCACACCAUGUAUGAAUACAAAUGAAAGAUUAGUGGACACAGAGAUGCAGGGUAAUUGUAUGAUGGCUCCCCCUCCGAUGCAGACUUACCAUGGAGAAAUGGCAAUGAGAAAUAAUACCAUGGUAACUGGAGUUCCCCCUGGUCUUUCCAUGCCCCCACCUGGAUUAUGUCUGCCAACUCCAGAACAAAUGCCAAUGGGAUCAGGUGGUGCAACACAAUAUCUUCACCUUGGUUUUCCAUCAGUAAAUCAUAUGCCACCAUGGACAGGUCAGGUUAUGAUGGGGAAUCAACUGAUGUAUCACACUGGCGACAUGUUGGCUUAUCCACCUUCCCCCUUAGUCAGCCGUCAAUCGUCACCAUCCCAGUCUCGAUCUCCCAGUCGCAGCAAUUCCCCAAUGGGUCGCAGAAAUAAUACAAUGCCACGCACCUCUUCGCAAGUGACUCAGUCUACUUCAAAUACUUUAACGUCAACGAGUGCCUCUAACAGUCAGACAAACAUCUCCAGUUCAAAUGUCAAUUCCCUUCCUCCACUCGCUGCACUGGGUACGAGCAGAAGUCAUCCUAGUCAACCUCUAUUGCUUCCAUCACGCUCAGUUCCCUUGUCUAUCAGCAGUUCUACCACUUUUUCACGUCAUAAUAGUAUCGAGAAUACUCCUUCUACCUUAAUUCCGACAGCACCUCAAUCAAAGCAACCACCGCCACCACGACUGCGAUCUUCAAUUUCUGGUGAUUCCUUACGAGAAACUUUAGGAAAGGAAAUGCCAAAUUUCAAAGGCAAUUUGCAGAAUUUUUCUCACGACGAGAUUCGAAGAAUGAGCGACGAAGAUUUAAGGGAAAUAGGAUUAACACAGAAUGCAGUGGGACAACUACGAAGUAUAGUUAAGAGUCAAACUACUAAUGGUUUAAAUCAAGUUUCUUCUGACAAAAAAUUGGACAGUACUACUACCACAACACACACAGUUGUGGAUUCAUCUGAAAAUGAGGUUAUAACUGGAAUGGAGAUGUUGAAUGAUGGAAAUCAAAGCAGUAAGUCAAUGCCAUUACAGGAACAGCAUCCAGCGAUGCAUCACCAUCAUAAUCAUGCAGCUACUCCUAAUUUACGGCGAUAUCCUAUGCCACCACUAGAUCCUGCGCAAAUACAAAUGUAUCCUGCACCGCCACCGAUGUAUGCUGCACAGAAUGCACCAUGUUAUGCCUGUCUUACAUUACCUGUUGCUGGGGUACAAAACCGUUAUUCGAGGUGUAAUGCUCAACAUGUAUAUUGUCUGACACAAUUACAAGCCUUGAGGUUAGACCCUGAGAGCAGUAGACACUGUUCACAGAGCAGUAGCUCUGAUAGUACUGGUAGUAGAUCUCCGCCAGAAACUCCUCCAGCAGCACCAUGGGUGAGCGGAAAUGAAAGCAAUGCACCACCAGUUUCUGAUCACCUUAGUUCUGCACCAGUACAUUCUACAAGUGCAGUAUCACAUCCCGGAUCCCAACAAUCUAUACAAUCAGGCCCGGAAAGGCAACGUACUAGAAGGAACCAGACACAUGUGUUGCGUCAUAAAAAUCAAAUGGUGAAUGGUGGUGGGCCACCGAAUCUUUCGCAAUGCGUUUCCUUUCCCGCACCACCAUCGCAUUCGCAGGUCACGUAUCUGCCGCAUGGUCAUUUCUCAGCUUUGAGACCAAGUAGUGGUAUUUAUUCUAACUUCUCGCAUGGACCGUAUGCAAGGCCAGCUUAUCCGACCACGUACCAACCGAACGGUGAAAUGAUGUACCAAUAUCCUGGACAUCCAUCUUCGGGAGGAACGCCACCACCUCCACCGAAUGCAGCCGCGACACCUGUACAAGCGCCAUAUAUGCCACCUACUCCAGUUGUUACAUAUGCACCAGCUGCCGUCCCACCAACGAAAAUUUCGUGUUACAACUGUGGCAGUAGUAAUCAUCUCGCAGUUGAUUGUAAAGAUCAGAGUAUGGAGGAUCUUACCAAAAAAGCUCAGUAUCGCUUAGACUACAGUAUAAUGAAACAACCUGGAGACUGCCCAAGUUCUGACAAGUGAUCCCCUGCCACAGACCAUCCAGCAAUUUAUCACUAUCAUCAUUACCGUAAUUACUGUUACCAUCAUUGUCACUAUCAUUGCCAUUACCACUAUUACUACGAUCCCGUCACAGCAAUACAACCUAAGGACCGUUCAAAAGAUGACUGCUAUCGCUCCUCGUGCAAGUUUUCGGUGAUUUUUGUAGA